CAGAGGGGAUCUGCAGUCAGCUAUUUGAACGACUGACGCCAGGCUGCUCUCCCAGUCGCCGCCCUGUACUUGCUGGACAACAGCCGUGUCUUCUGUCCUCCGCGCAGGUCUCUGCUCCAGUCCCACCAUGUCCAACCUCGAAGGCGCCAUGGGCCUGAUGAUCCAGACCUUCCACAAGUACUCUGGGAAGGAGGGGGACAAGUACACCCUGAGCAAGGCGGAGCUCAAGGACCUGCUGACGAACGAGCUGGGGAACUACCUGGGGAACCCGCAGGACAAGGACGCGGUGGACAAAGUCAUGAAGGACCUGGACGCCAACCGGGACGGGCAGGUGGACUUCACCGAGUUCAUCAUCCUGGUGGGGGCGCUCACCGUGGCCUGCAACGAGUUCUUCAAGGAGUACCAGAAACAGAAACACCACACGACCGAGGCAGGGCCCGCGCGCUGGGCGUUGCCCGACGAGUAUAAAGACUCGGGCGGAUUGGCGACUCUCCUCGCGCAGCGCUCACACUCUGGUCUCUCCCAUCCUCGAGCUCGCCUCUGCCUCUCGUCACACUCCGCAAACAUGCCUUCCGAUCUGGAGAGAACGAUGGAGACCCUCAUCACCGUGUUCCACCGCUAUGCGGACAAGGACGGAGACAGCAACACGCUGAGCAAGAGGGAGCUGAAGGAGCUGAUGGAGAAGGAGCUGUCCAGCUUCCUCAAGAGUCAGAAGGAUCCCGGGGCCAUCGACAAGAUAAUGAGGGACCUGGACCAGAAUGGGGACGGCCAGGUGAGCUUCGAGGAGUUCGUGUCUCUGGUGGUGGGCCUGUCCAUCGCCUGCGAGCAGUGCUACCAGCUCCACAUAAAGAAACAACAAGGCAAGAAGUGAGACCUGGACCCCUCUCCCCUCCACUGUAACAAACAGCUCCCGAAUAAACACUGACCCGAAAUAAA
Messenger RNA from Lepisosteus oculatus (spotted gar), 936 nucleotides. The record is from RefSeq and is a predicted model, not a curated record. Lineage: Eukaryota; Metazoa; Chordata; Actinopteri; Semionotiformes; Lepisosteidae.